GCCGGCGAGCGUUCCGCUCCAGGGUAGCAGAGUGGAGGGGCGGCGGGGCGGGGAGCCGGGAGGCAUGGCGCGGCCCGACGAGGAGGAGGAAGGGCCGGCCGUGGCACCCGGGCACCCGUUAGCAAAAGGAUACCUUCCGGUGCUGAGGGGCGCCCCGGAUGGGGAGGCGCGCACGGAGCCGCCUGAUGGGCCCGAGGCGGAGAACGGAGCCCCGGCUCACGGCUCGGUGGUCGCGGGAGCUCGGGACGGGCCGCCAGGCCUGCUGGCGGCGGAGGAGGAGACCCAGGCCCGGCUGCUGCCCGCGGGCGGUGGGGAGGACGGCCCAGGCCCCACGCGCUCCCCGCGCACGGCGCUGUCGCCGCGGCGCUUCGUGGUGCUGCUCAUUUUCAGCUCGUACUCGCUGGUGAACGCCUUCCAUUGGAUCCAGUACAGCAUCAUCAGCAACGUGUUCGAGGGCUUCUACGAUGUGUCGGCGCUGCACAUCAACUGGCUGUCCAUGGUGUACAUGCUGGCCUACGUGCCCCUCAUUUUCCCGGCCACCUGGCUACUGGACACGCGAGGACUGCGGCUCACGGCGCUGCUGGGCUCCGGCCUCAACUGCCUGGGCGCCUGGGUCAAGUGCGGCAGCGUGCAGCGGCACCUCUUCUGGGUCACCAUGCUGGGGCAGAGCCUGUGCUCCGUGGCCCAGGUCUUCAUCCUAGGCUUGCCCUCUCGCAUCGCCUCGGUGUGGUUUGGACCCAAGGAGGUGUCGACGGCUUGUGCCACCGCGGUGCUGGGCAACCAGCUUGGAACUGCAGUUGGCUUCCUGCUGCCGCCUGUUUUGGUGCCCAACACACAGAAUAGCACAGACCUUCUGGCUCGUAACAUCAGCACCAUGUUUUACGGAACAGCAUUCAUCUCCACACUUUUAUUUGUUUUAACAGUAAUUGUGUUCAAGGAAAAGCCUCUGUUACCACCUAGUCAGGCUCAGGCAGCUCUGAGAGACAGCCCCCCUGCGGAGUACUCCUACAAGACUUCUAUCUGGAACCUCUUCAGAAACGUCCCCUUCGUUCUCCUGCUGAUCAGUUAUGGUAUUAUGACUGGAGCAUUUUAUUCAGUUUCAACAUUAUUAAAUCAAAUGAUAUUGACAAGUUAUGAGAGAGAAGAGGUGAAUGCUGGAAGAAUUGGGCUAACGCUGGUGGUAGCUGGAAUGGUGGGCUCUAUUCUUUGUGGCUUAUGGCUGGAUUACACCAAAACCUACAAGCAGACGACUCUGAUCGUGUACAUCCUGUCUUUCAUUGGGAUGCUUAUAUUUACUUUCACGCUGGACCUUGGAUACAUCAUUGUGGUGUUUGUCACUGGGGGCUUCCUUGGUUUCUUCAUGACCGGUUACCUCCCUCUGGGCUUUGAGUUUGCUGUUGAGAUCACUUACCCUGAGUCUGAGGGCACAUCCUCUGGACUCCUCAAUGCUGCUGCACAGAUAUUUGGAAUUUUAUUCACAUUGGCUCAAGGAAAGCUCAUGUCAGACUAUAACCCUGAAGCAGGAAACGUUUUUCUCUGUGCUUGGAUGUUCUUAGGCAUCGUUUUGACAGCAUUGAUCAAGUCUGAUCUGAGAAGACACAACAUAAACAUGGGGCUUACAAACGGUGACAUUAAAGCUGUGCCAGUUGACAGUCCGAUAGACGAGAAACCAAACAUGGUGAUGUCUAAGCAGUCAGAGUCUUCGCUCUGAAGAGGGGAAGGCACCAGCCGCUCAGUGUGGGGAUCUAGCGUCAUCCUUGAGGAGCUGUGUGAGUGGUGAGGACACUCACUGGGAAAGUAUCCAGUGAACUCUGGACUCUGAGUAUCAUUUUGGUUUAUUGUUAUUAAGCAACGUUUUGCUUAUAUCUCAACACUACCGUUUAUCUAAUAUUGUCCAUUUUCAGCUGUGUGUUCGUGUCAUUGAAAGUAGCAUUCUUGACAUUUUUCUCAGGAUGUUUUUUAUGGGGAUCUAGAACCAUAAGACAUGUAAGAGUGUGUGCAAUCCACGUAUAAACAUGUCGAAUGCAUUUCCAGGUAUCUGUCAUCUCACUGUAAUGGCCACGUCAGGUAUCACAGUGUGAGUGCUGAAUACCAUCAGGAAACUGACCCACUUGAGGACAGGAUGGGACCAGGAUCCCAGAGAAGUCCUCAGAUGUUUCCCAUCCUUUAUACUCUUGUUAUACAGUAUGUUGGUUCUGUGCAAAACAAAAACAAUAACAAAAACAAACCAAAAACCAGUUGUACGCACAGAUUAAACCCGUCACACUCUGGUUAGCUAAGGCACAUGUAGACCAUUUGGAGUUCCUCUCUGUGCUGCCUUCCUACAAAUAUUGUGUUUUCAGUGCAACUUGAAGUAGAAUCCUUUUAUUUUUACUCUCUUGCAAGAAAAUUUCAUUAUCUGUGUUACA
Molecule: messenger RNA, 2408 nt
Organism: Onychomys torridus (southern grasshopper mouse)
Lineage: Eukaryota; Metazoa; Chordata; Mammalia; Rodentia; Cricetidae
Gene: Flvcr1
Product: FLVCR heme transporter 1
Exons: 10
Coding region: 65-1711 (548 amino acids)
Biological process (GO): heme export; mitochondrial transport; transmembrane transport
Cellular component (GO): mitochondrion; membrane
Molecular function (GO): heme binding; heme transmembrane transporter activity
Source: RefSeq, a predicted model, not a curated record